Molecule: messenger RNA, 1923 nt
Organism: Radiomyces spectabilis
Lineage: Eukaryota; Fungi; Mucoromycota; Mucoromycetes; Mucorales; Radiomycetaceae
Exons: 5
Coding region: 161-1489 (442 amino acids)
Source: RefSeq, a predicted model, not a curated record
UGUCUGUCUUUUUUUUUUUUCUUUGCUUUUAUUACUUCUUCUUCAACACUUCCCCUAUUGUUCAUUGUUAUCGUUGACUCUAGCAAAAUAAUAGCCAGCCGUGGGUUAUUGUUCGUUUUCAUUCUUUUAGUGUGCACAAUACAGCGGCCCUGAAGUGAGAAUGCUGAACGGCUCGACUCCCAAGGCUGUCAGUUUUUUUCGUUCUACGACAUACUCAUUCCAGCAUCAUGAGCCACCAGUGCCACUGCAAAAUGACCAGCUCUCAAUGACAAAUUCGCCACCAUCGUCAAAUGCUUCUUCAUACAGCUCAGUUUCUACCCCUGGUAACUCGCGUCCUUCGUCCUUUGUCGGCCUCUCCAGCUUAUUGCAGCCACUCAAAGGCCAUGCAGGAAUGGCCGUUUUUCACACUUCCCACUACUUACUGCCCACUUCCUGGAGCCACAAUCAUCCGCAGCACAAGCCGUCAUGGUCGGGUAUAUCCGCUGUCAAUAAUCCUGUCGCCUUACCGCAACAUGUCUUACAGCGUCCACGCAGCAUUUCCAGUCUGUCCAAACCGACACACCCCACAAGUGAUGACGUCGAUACCAUGUAUCAAGGGAACAGUGAACAAGACGAAGAGGACCAUCUUUGGAGUAUGGACAGUAUUGACGGAACCACUUCGGAUGAACAGGACGAUACGGCCGUCGACCUUGUGGCCAGUCUUCAACGUGACAGCUGCAUAAACAAUUUAUUCAAACCGACGUUUUUCGAACAUGAUUCCAUUUUACCUGACAAGAGCGGGAUAACUCGCAAAAUUGCCGACUUGAGAGUGGAAAAUGCGGCGUUGUUGGCGAUCAACACGACUUUGGAGACGACCGUGCAACGUCAAGCCUCAAGGAUUGCCGAGCUGCAAGCACAAUUACAAUCAAAAGAACCUGGAUGCAUCGUCCUGGACAGAGCACAUCAGACUGACAUGACUAGCAUGGAAGAGACGGAGACGGAAUGGAUUUGUGAGCACAUAGAGGCCGAUCUGAUUUAUUUGCGGGUCAAAAAAGUGAUUCAUCACUUGAUCACUGAAGCGGAAGUGGCCAUUGUGCAACAAGCCAAAUUACCGGCACUUUUGGAAAGAGAAAUGUCCAAAGGCAUGCGCGAAGCUCUGAAGGAACAGCUCCAUGAGCAAAGAAAGGGUUCUCCUUCGGUGGUGCAGCGACUAUCAAUCCGUCGAUCAUCUUACAUCGUUUCACCAGAGACACCACGUCGGUUGUCCGAUAAACGUCUACGACAGAAUCGAUCGCCGCCUACCAGCAGCGCCCCAAGAUACCCUUCGUCUGGUCAUACGGCCAAACCAGCGAAUAAAGGCAAGCAGACCAUCCGUCCUCGAAGAGAAGGAUCGUCAAGGACAUCGUGUUCGGCUCCCGUGAUCCGUCCUGCAUCAAGCAGUAUCUCCAAAGCCACCAAAAAGAAACGUUCCAUCACCACCACCAGCGUCCCACCCAAAUGGCAGUAUUAAUGGUAAAACUGAAAAAUCGAAAUGCUGCAUCAGCAUGUCCUGCCCUGCUUUUUAGCCUUUUGCUGCCAUGGAUGCUGUCCCUUGUUACCAUUAAUCACCUCACUUUGGAGCUUCAACCGAUAAUAUCAAGAAACCUUGACUACAACAACGGAAAUUACGUGGAUACGAUCGAAUAAUAGCGGGAAAUAGCCUAGCGAAGUAGUGCUGAAACGGAGUGGAAUAGUAGCAAAACGAUAGCAAAGUGGUCAUCACCUCUUGUGACAUGGAUAUGAACCAGACAGUCGUGCUAUGCAGCACUGUCUCUACGACGGAGCAAAGCUCAUUUCUUGGAAAAAGUAUAUAUAUUUUUUUCUCCUCCAAUUCGACCGAAUAACCCAUAAGCGUUGCUGAAAAAAAAAAAAAAAACAAUGGUGGAUAAAAAAAUGAAAAGGAAG